Cydia fagiglandana is the source of this 828-nucleotide messenger RNA. RefSeq names its product peptidyl-prolyl cis-trans isomerase-like (gene Cypa). The transcript has 2 exons. NCBI's taxonomy places the organism in Eukaryota, Metazoa, Arthropoda, Insecta, Lepidoptera, Tortricidae. Gene Ontology annotation, biological process: protein peptidyl-prolyl isomerization; protein folding. Gene Ontology annotation, cellular component: intracellular membrane-bounded organelle. Gene Ontology annotation, molecular function: peptidyl-prolyl cis-trans isomerase activity. The record is from RefSeq and is a predicted model, not a curated record. The coding region runs from base 107 to 604 and encodes 165 amino acids.
UUCAUUCCUUUUCCGCCCGGCAUUGACGAGGGACGCAGUCGUACCGUGCGCCAUUGUGGUUAUACCAAGAGAGAAAUUAAGGUAGUUUGCGUUAAACUACAAGAAAAUGUCUCUACCGCGAGUUUUCUUGGAUGUGGCUGCCGACGGCAGUUCAAUGGGACGUAUUGUUAUUGAAUUGAGGACAGAUGUCACCCCGAAGACUUGUGAAAACUUCCGUGCCCUUUGCACCGGCGAGAAGGGCUUCGGUUACAAGGGCUCCACCUUCCACCGCGUCAUCCCCAACUUCAUGUUGCAAGGAGGCGAUUUUACUAACCACAAUGGCACUGGUGGAAAAUCCAUCUACGGUGAAAAAUUCGCUGAUGAAAACUUCGUCCUGAAGCACACCGGACCUGGUGUCAUGUCCAUGGCCAAUGCUGGCCCUAACACUAAUGGAUCCCAAUUUUUCAUCACCACCGUGAAGACUUCCUGGUUGGACGGCAGACACGUCGUCUUUGGAAACGUGGUUGAGGGCAUGGAUGUUGUCAAGCAAGUUGAAGCCUUGGGCUCCCAGUCCGGCAAGCCCUCCAAGAAGGUCACCAUCUCCGACUGUGGACAACUGUCCUAACUCGACUCCUCAGACAAUUAUGUAUUAAAAUUUAAUAUGAUAUCUUAAGUUUUAACAUAAUGUCCUCCCAAAUAUAAAACCUUCCCAGUCAUAAAGAGAAAUAUGAAAUAAAGUUAACUAAUGGGUCAUUCCAAUUACGUUAAGAAUUUAUAGCUGUGUUUAGGUCGCGACGACUUUAUUUCUGUGCAUUGUCUAUUCAUAAUAAAUUAACUUAUACAUAAAAA